AAUAACCUUAAUUGUUCUUCUUUAUUACAAUAUUGCCAUUUUUAAUAUAUUUCAUUAAUAAAUUUUAAAACAAAAAAAAGAAACAAUUAAUCCCUAUUGCAUCGUAUUCUUCUUUGUCGAAGAACAACCAAGUAGAAGAUCAAAAACUUUUCCAGAAAAAAAAUCUAGGGUUUCCGUGUAGACAAUCAGAUUCAAUUUCAUCGGAGGUUAAACCUUUUCCCCCAAUCAGCAUCGAUUUUACCGGUGAGAAGAGAUUCGGUUUCUCCGGCGAGCCUUGAAACCUUUCAUCCGCCGAGCGUCACUUUGCUGCCUUGUUUUCUCCCCCAGUCAAACUCUCCGGCGACGAGAACCCACGCUGCUUCACCAACCUCUGUCAUCUUCUCUGCCAAAACUCCAAAGUAUCUAACAUCUUUAAUUAAUUUCCGGGUUAUGGAUUCUUCUAGCAGUAAACGCAACUAUCCACGACUGCUCUACAAAAAGGGCAAAGCUCCUAGCCAGCAGAGGAGUAUGAGCUAUUAUAGUUAUUUGUCAAAUUUUCAAAUGGUAGAAGAAGGUGUGGGACUUGAUGGAUGGGAUGCGGUAAAGAAGUCUGCAAUUGGUGUAUUUUCUAGGUUUUAUGAGCUCAAAUUCACAUGGUGUGCUAAGGUUGUCCAUCACCUAUUAACUCAUCAGAUUCGAGUUAAGAAGAAUUAUGAGAUAUGGUCAUUGAUUGAUUGGCAGCCCAUUCGUCUCUCUUUGAUUGAAUUUGGUGCGAUCACUAGGAUGAACUGCGAACCGUUUCAAAAAGACGACAUUUGUGAUGUUGAUCAUACAGAAUUCUGGAAAGAAAUGGGGGUUUCUCCGGUUGUUGGUCCUAACUUUGUCCAGCUUCAGUUGGUAUUAGAAAGAUGCAAAAAUUGGAGUCUCAAGAAGAGGACAAUGGUGGGUUUGUUAUGUGUUCUUCAUCUUGCUGUCUAUGGGAUUGCUCCCUCACGUCAUAUUCCGUUGGAGUGUGCCAAGAGAGUCCUUGAUUAUGAAGCUUUCCAGAGAUACCCAUGGGGUCGGGUAGCGUGUCAGAGUUUGAUAUACUCUGUUAAGUGUGCCGAUUACAGCGCGAAGGAAUCUUAUACAAUGGGAGGGUUCAUUUUCAUAUUACAGAUUUGGGCAUAUGAGUCAGUUAUGGGCUUAGGAGAGCUUUACGGGAAUAAAAUCAGUGGUGCAGAAUUGCCUCUUCUUUCAUGGAGUGGAUCCCGUAGGCGAUUUAAAUUUGAGGACUUUUUUAGGCAGGAGAAAGAACGUCAUGAAGAUAAGGUGCGUGUUAGGAAUUUUAUCACACAAACAGAUGGAGAGCUUACACCUCAGUGGGAUGACGACGUGGAUGAUGAUGAUGUAACAAACUUGGUUCAUGAUAUCAGUCACAAUUGUGUAGAUCGUGGCUUUUGGGAUGUCAAUGAAGAACCUCCAGCUACUACAAGGAAGAAGCGUCCUACAUCUGUUCCCGAGACUGAUGUUCAGAGUUCAAAAAAGAAGAAGGCUAAUGAUACAAAAACUGUUGGAGUUGAGGAAGACUGUGAUGUGUCAAAUAAGGAAGAAACUCAAAUGAACCAGCUUUCUACCUUGAUGAAGACAUUGAUAGGAAAACUUGAUAAUAUAGAUACAUCAAUCGAAACAAAGAUUGGUGUUCUUCUUGCUCCUAUGAAUAAGAAGUUGGCAACAAUGGAGAAGGAACUUCUUUGGAUCAAUCGUUGUUGUCUCUUGCCUUCCAAUCGUUGUUGUUGUCUCUUGCCUUCCAAUAAUCCAUCUAGUUACAAAAUGUUUUACAAUAACAUAUUAGACUUAUUAUUUUGUACUAAAAGAAAUAUAAAAAUAUAAUAAACAUGUCAUAUCAGAUAACGCACCUUGACACCAAAUCUCAUGUUUAAGGCUUCUCCAACAUGUUUCGGGAGAACUUUUGAAUCAACACCUCCAACAUAGUCCACAUAUAGUCUUGCAAGAAUUUCUGGAGUCGCUUGUCGGGCACUGGCAGAACGUUCUGUAAUGGAACAUGAAUGUUCUGAAACGUGUGUACGAAUGGUAAACUGAGUAGAAUUACCAACUGGGGUAGCUCUUACUCUCCAUGUACAUCCUUCUAUCCAGCACUUAAUAGUUAAUAUAUCUGUCGCUGAUCUGUCUACUCUGAAAUCAAAUUGACGAAGGACUGACAAGAUCUUCAGCCUAGUCUCCAAUGCAUCUUUUGUGUCAUAUCGUUGUCCAACAGCUAUAUUAAGUGCAUCUAAUUCUAGCUUAACAUGAACAUUACCCCGUUUUACCGGAACACUCCCAGACGUGGAACCACUUUUCAUACUGGUUGAAAUUUUAUUCUUCUUUUCCUCUUCUUCUUCUUCUUCUUCUUUAUCUUCUUCUUCUUCUUCUUCUUUUUCUUUUUCUUCUUCUUCAGCAUGAAUCCCAUUCAAUGCAAAGUCUUCGUCACCUGAAGAUGCGCCAUCUAAAUCAUCACAAUAAUCAAAUAUGGAGCCUUCGUCUUCAUCAUCACUUUUGUCCUCGUCUUUUUCCAAAACUCGUUCCUUAAGUUCGAGACAUACUUGCAUUGCCUCCAUUUUCAGCUGUUCCAAAAAUCCAGUGAAUUGCCUCUGAUUUUUAAUAUCUAUAGGUGGUGUGUUUUGGGGUAACGUCAACAAAACCUUCUUCGGAAACAUGUAGCUCAAUUCCACCUCAUAAAUCUGCUCAUUAACCUUAUACUCUUUGAUCACCAUAUGAACAAAAUCAUCAUAACUUGUUUUGUCUUCUAUGGCUAUAGCUUUACUCCUCAUUCCUUUGUCAACACCAAAUAACCAUUUGUUUUUACCAAAUAUCCAAUGACCACAAACAAUUUUUAUUUGUGCCAUGAGAGAAGAAGAAGAAGGAAGAAAAGAAACGUCAAUCUGAAAACGCCAUUAACGUUGACCAAGGUAAUCACGUGUAAAAGAGUGAUUCUUAAAUUAGGGCUUUUCUUUUUGUUUGGUUUAAAUUAAGUUAGGUUUGGUUUAAUUAAAUAAAAUUUGGUUUACAUGC
Molecule: messenger RNA, 3030 nt
Organism: Brassica rapa (field mustard)
Lineage: Eukaryota; Viridiplantae; Streptophyta; Magnoliopsida; Brassicales; Brassicaceae
Source: RefSeq, a predicted model, not a curated record